AUGGGACUGAACUCCACAAAACAGUCAUCAUUAACAAAUGCUGAUUAUUCGGUAACAUUAUCAUCGACCUAUUAUCGUGCUCAACAAACAAUUCAGGGUGAAUUUCAUCUUAAUAUUCGAACAAAAUUACGUAUUGAAAAAGAAAUUCGUAUCGAUUUAAUUGGAGAAUUAAUUGAUAAACGAUCAAAACGUACGGCUCAAAGACAAUCGUCCACAACACAAUCGAAUAAAAAUAUAUUUUUUACUUAUCCUUGUACACUGGUUACAUCACAUGAAAAUGGUACAGCUCGUACAAUCAAACAUCAACAAAUCACUUAUCCAUUUCGUAUUCCAUUAGGUAACUCAUUACCGCCUACAUGUGAUUUUAAAGAUAACUUUUCAAUUAAUUAUUAUCUUGAUAUAAUUCACGAUGGACAUUUAUUACCACAAACACAUAAACCAUUAACAAUUGGUCCACCCCAACCAAUCGUCAUUUCUCCACAACCAGUUCAAGUAAAUGGUGCAAGUGAUUUACAAAUUAUUUGUGGUUUACAAAAAAAUUUUUAUUCAUCUUCUCAAUGUGUACCUAUUACAGUUCAUAUUAAUAAUCCCAAACAAAAACAAAUUUUACGAAUGACCGCUCAAUUAAUGCAAUUAGUUCAGCUAAAUGCAAAUAAACGUGAAUAUGAAAUAUUUACAGCAUUAUUAAACGAAAUUCCAGAAAAUAAUAAAACAACAACAAUAACAACAAACUGUGAAAUUAUUCUACCAUCAAAUUUAGCUCCAACAUUUGUAACAAAUGAUCAAACUCAUCCUGAUAACUUACCAAUUGUCAAUGUUCAGUAUGAAUUUAGAAUAACUGCACAUAUGAAAGGAGCACUGGCCACGAAUGUUAAACUAACACUGCCAAUUGGUAUAGAGUAA
Didymodactylos carnosus is the source of this 903-nucleotide messenger RNA. NCBI's taxonomy places the organism in Eukaryota, Metazoa, Rotifera, Eurotatoria, Philodinida, Philodinidae. The record is from the annotation of a GenBank genome assembly.